AUGGCGACACAACAACCGCCCUCGGCGCAACCGUCCCCCUCACAGUCCUCCGAGACACCAACAAACAACACAACAGCGCCCAAGACCGAGACCCCACCAUGGCUACACAACAGCGCGAUCGGUGUCGCGAUUCUCGGCCCAAUAGCCCUUCUGAUGCCCCCAAGGCGGGUCGGCCUGCAGGCAUUGCUCCUAUCUGGCGGCACUUUCUGGGCAACCAACGUGCUGGCGUACGAUUGGACGGGCGAGUCGAUGACGCAGCGCUUCGACCGGCGCUGGCAGACCGUAUUCACAAAUGGGUUGCCUGAGAAGGCGAAGCGGAACCAAGAGCUCAUGCGCCUGGAGAGAGAGAGGAGAGAGGCCCUGCUGCCCGAGGCGGAGCGCAAGGCGCUACAGGAGGCGAGGGAGAAGAAAGAGAUUGCAUCCCGGGGAAUCGUGUCGAGGUUAUGGAUGGGAGAUGAGAAGGACGAUUGGAGGAAAGAGAGGGCCAGGAAGGAGAAAGAGACGCUGGAGAACGGAGAGGGCUACGGGACGCUCAUUAUGGACCAGGUCAGGGAGGUCUUUAGCGGUUCCAAGAAGGCAGAGGGGGAGGAGGGCAAAGAAGGCAAGUCUGAGAAGGACGACAGCAAGAAAUAG
Messenger RNA from Diaporthe amygdali, 633 nucleotides. RefSeq lists its product as uncharacterized. NCBI's taxonomy places the organism in Eukaryota, Fungi, Ascomycota, Sordariomycetes, Diaporthales, Diaporthaceae. Bases 1 to 633 code for a protein of 210 amino acids. The transcript has a single exon. The record is from RefSeq and is a predicted model, not a curated record.